Aspergillus ochraceoroseus IBT 24754 is the source of this 723-nucleotide messenger RNA. RefSeq lists its product as uncharacterized. NCBI's taxonomy places the organism in Eukaryota, Fungi, Ascomycota, Eurotiomycetes, Eurotiales, Aspergillaceae. The record is from RefSeq and is a predicted model, not a curated record. The coding region runs from base 1 to 228 and encodes 75 amino acids. The transcript has 2 exons.
AUGUUGAGUUCAUUAGAGACCUUUACCGCCAUGGCGUAUCCGCAAACCAUGGUUAUUCCUAUACGGGGGAAGCAUUCAAAGCGAGGUCGACAAAUAUUGAAACUUUUCCUUGAAGGAAGGGAUGUUCAUGAGCCACUAAGCGAAGUUCGCCCCCCAAUACUCUUUGAGGCAGUUGAGGAUGAGUAUAUGACAACUUGGCUUCUUGACCACGGAGCUGACCCGAUAUGACUCCACUGUCAUGCGCCGUUGAAGCAGGCCCAAUGUCUGUUGUCAAACUCAUGUUAGAUCGCGGAGGCGAUAUCAUUAUCCACAAAGGCCAGGCUUUUCAUCACGCAGUUUAUCGAGAGCCAGAGAAAUCAUUGAACUCCUGACCAUGUUUCCCGAACGUGGCCUCCCCUUGAACCAUCUAUUCUAUAUCGAUAAGGAGGACCCCGAGUUAUGCAGAAAUAGAAGAUUCAGCGACAACCAGUCUGCUUACUCUCUGCAGUAAGGUGUAUGGUUCAGUUACCUAUUACUACUAUUGCUUUUCGUUUCCGUUUCCUUCCCUCAUCGACAGGUCUUCUACCCUGCCAAAGUUGAACCGUGUCAGUGCCUGUAAUUCUAAGAAAAAAGGCGGGCCAGCGAACGGUGGGAGAUUGAAGUGAUGGGAAUGACGGAAAAAGUAUAGAAUAUAGGAGUAGAAUGUGGGAAGGAAGAAGAAGUUAGAGCAUCAGAGGAGAGGAC